This is a messenger RNA of Bradysia coprophila, 1520 nucleotides long. RefSeq names its product Solute carrier family 35 member B1 homolog meigo (gene meigo). The record is from RefSeq and is a predicted model, not a curated record. Gene Ontology annotation, biological process: UDP-galactose transmembrane transport. Lineage: Eukaryota; Metazoa; Arthropoda; Insecta; Diptera; Sciaridae. Gene Ontology annotation, molecular function: UDP-glucose transmembrane transporter activity; UDP-galactose transmembrane transporter activity. Gene Ontology annotation, cellular component: endoplasmic reticulum membrane; Golgi membrane.
ACAAAUUAACAUCGGUGCGCGGCGCAUAGUUCAGUGUCAGCUGUUUUAUUGGGGAUUGCAUAUAAUUGUCAAAAAUCACCUUGUGUAUGUGUGACUGCUUGUCAAAAGCACAAAAAUAUUGUAAUCGCUUUUUGUACCUCUGACGUGUCCUGAAGCUGUACGUUUUUAAUUUUAAGAAAUUCAAUAAAAAUUCUAAAAUUAUUGACACGAAUACAGUGAGACAACAAAUCCAAACAACGUUUCUUCCAUUGCAUGUAGUGUCACCAGACUCAAAGAGCUAAAUUUCUGUAAAUCUUCAGUGUUUUGAACAUUGAAUUCAUUUUCGUGGAACGGUUUUCAUUAAGUUGUUUAUGAAAGGAUGAACGACAGAACCAGGUUUCUAGUCUGCGCCCUGGGAAUAUUCUUCUGCUAUUUCUAUUUCGCUAUUCUACAAGAGAAAAUCACUCGCGGACGGUAUGGCGAUGAGUUGAAUGAAGACGGUUCGCAUGGAGAGCGAUUCACCUUUAUGUUGACACUGGUUGGAGUGCAAUGUUUGUGCAAUUGGAUCUUUGCUAAAGGAAUGUUAUUGGCCCAACCGCAAAAGGAAGAUAAGACACCCACAUCGUACUAUAUCAGUUCGGCGUUGACAUAUCUACUAGCCAUGAUUACGUCCAAUAUGGCACUGCGUUGGGUUCCAUAUCCCACGCAAGUCGUUGGCAAAUCAGCCAAACCGAUUCCUGUGAUGAUUCUUGGUGUUCUAAUUGGAAACAAGAAGUACGACCUGAAGAAGUACAUUUGCAUCAUAAUGAUUGUUAUCGGCGUCGCUCUCUUUAUGUAUAAAGACGGUAAGGUGUCGUCAGUGAAGGAGGAGACAAUUGGCCUCGGUGAAUUGUUACUAUUUCUGAGUUUGUCAAUGGAUGGCUUGACGGGAGCAAUUCAAGAUCGAAUGCGAGCGGCCAGUGCACCAUCUGGCAAACAAAUGAUGUUAGGAAUGAACGGAUGGAGCACAAUCAUGACAGGUGUAGCUGCAUUGGGUACCGGAGAGUUUAUGGACUUCAUUGCAUUCGCUGGCAAAUAUCCCCAUCUAUGGAUCAAUUUGGGAAUGCUUGCACUGACCGGUGCAUUGGGGCAAUUAUUCAUUUUCAUGAUGGUCGCCGGUUAUGGUCCACUUUCCUGUUCCGUUGUCACUACGACCCGGAAAUUCUUUACGGUUUUGUGUUCGGUAAUAUUUUUCGGUAAUGUACUGGUCACACGACAAUGGUACGGUGCAGUGUUGGUAUUCGCUGGUCUGUUCGCAGACAUGUUCAUGGGCAAGAAACCACAGCCGGCGAAAAAGAGUGCGGAAAAGGAGAAAGAGAAGGAUAAACUGAUAUCAUGAGGCUAGAUUGGACCAGUCUGUGGAACGGACAUUUAUCAAAAAUAUCGAAACUAAUUUUUAAGUCAAAAAUAUUUUCUUUUGUUUAUUUUUGUACAGUGUAUCGUCGUAGUCUAAUCAUCUUUUUUGGAUGAAUGAAAUAAAUAAAUUAUUUUAUCGGACCGAG